Helicoverpa armigera (cotton bollworm) is the source of this 3497-nucleotide messenger RNA. Its product is annotated as zinc finger and BTB domain-containing protein 17. The record is from RefSeq and is a predicted model, not a curated record. Gene Ontology annotation, cellular component: nucleus. The coding region runs from base 378 to 2009 and encodes 543 amino acids. Gene Ontology annotation, molecular function: protein binding. Lineage: Eukaryota; Metazoa; Arthropoda; Insecta; Lepidoptera; Noctuidae. The transcript has 10 exons. Gene Ontology annotation, biological process: regulation of transcription by RNA polymerase II.
GUGGCGCGUUGGCGAUGCGGAGUCAGGGCGGGCGCCGGUGGCGACCAAACGCGCCCCUCGCGAUACGACGCAGGCGCGCGCCGCACAACCGACGCUCAGUUGGAUCGAUAAGAUAAACGCGCAACCCCGGUCUACGAGUUAAAUCAAUAUAAAUUCUAUCGAUUUUUGCAGCCGCAGCCGCCGCACACCAGAUUUGAGGGUCGCAAGCGGUGGGUGCGCGCAUUGCGUAGUUUCAUAUUAUAUUUGAAAGUUAAAUUUUUAUUGUGUGAUUAUUGUGAAAAGACAAUAAUGUGUGAGCAACAUUUUAGAAGUUCCGAGGACUUUAUCGAUUGUCGGUGUUUUACGAUGGUGUGAAAUGUAGAAAAUACUAAAGAAAAAUGACGUCUACGGACACAUACCAGUUAAAAUGGCACUCGCACAGUUCGCAUCUGAACGGUUCCGUGGCGGCGUUGCUUCGCUCGGAGCGGUUCACGGAUGUGGUGCUGUGCACGCUGGACGGGUCUCAGAUACCCGCGCACAAGUUCAUCCUGAGCUCGUGCAGCGUAUAUCUGUGCAACCUGUUCGAGGGCCAGCGUUCUGUGACAAGAAUGGGCGGCAUGCUGUAUGUCGUGCUGCCUUCCGAGAUAUCCACGAAAGCGCUGAAGAUCCUCGUAGAGUAUAUGUAUAAAGGAGAAACAACAGUUUCAAACGAAGUGUUAGACACAGUCUUGAAAGCUGGUGAAGUCCUGAAAAUCCGAGGACUUUGGAGACAGACGGAAGAUGGCGCCGGUGAAACCACAGCGGAGAAAACCGCUACACAAACCCACAUAACUACUAGUAUUAACAAGCCAGCUUUGGCUAAGAAACCUGAUGAGAUACCGAUACAACCUAAGAUAGCUGUUAAGAAAGAUGAUAAGUUGUUGAAAGCCUUCAAUCCUGGACAACCUGGUGCAAGGCCCAUGUUCAUUGGCCCACCAAAGCUAGUCUUCAUCAAAACCACCGAAGGAGGCACGCAAGCAGCAAUCCGCCCAGGUGCUCCAAAAGGCCAAACAAUUUUAGUAGCGCCAGCACCCACAGCGGAACCAACAGUAGCUGCGGUUGCUACCCCCACUCCAGCUCCGUCUACGGUAACAGUAGCAACUACUACAGUUAGUGAGGAUUCUUCCGAUGAACCGUUAACGCCUAGAAUCUUGAGGCGACAUGCAGCGGAAAGGAAAUAUGGAAAGAGGCAAAAGACUGAAACCAAAUCGGAUAAUGAGGAUACUAAGGACUCUGAGGAGGGACAUGAUAAUGUUUCUGAGGCUUCAAAAAAAUCAUCCCAAAGUAUAAUGGAAAACGAGGUGCAAAUAAAAGACGAACCAGAAUGGGACGCCAGCAGUAUCGAAGAGGAGGAACGUUCCAUUGCCGAGAUGUUCCAAGCUGAAAUGAGUGUUAAAGAUGAACCCAGUGAAGACCUUGAUAUUGAGGAUGAGAGCUUGAUGUACAGUCCGCUGGCGUGCGAGCUGUGCGCGGAGGUGUUCACGGUGCCGGCCGCCUGGGUGCGCCACGUGCAGGCGCACGCGCGCGGCGACGCCACGCACGCCAGGAAACGCAAGCUGCGCUCCGCUAGCGAUGACACAGAAGAGACCAUGGCUUUACUUCGUUGCGACCUUUGCCAGAAGCACUUCCCGAACCCCGCGGAGUGGGUGCGACACAUACAGAGCACGCACACUGAAUCAGAAUUGGCCAUAUCAAACAACAGUGCCCCACCCAAACGUCACAAUCGUUUCACAGAGGGCGCGCAAAACAAGAGUUGCUCGCAAUGCAAGAAGACCUUCCCGUCACACGCAUCCAUGCUCAUACAUAUGCGUACUCAUACAGGCGAGCGUCCAUUCGUAUGCGGCCUCUGCAAUAAAGGCUUCAACGUGAAAUCGAACUUACUACGUCAUUUGCGAACGCUACACGACCAGCUGAUCAGCCCGGCGCAGGUAGAGGAAGGCGACGAGGAAGAAGUGGUGCCUGGGCCCUCGGAGGUCAAGCGCGAGUCCUGAGGACGUGGAGGGGGGGCAGGUAGAGGGCGCGGACGUCGAGCCUACGUGAACGCGAUGGGUGACACGAACCGCCGCGCCGCCGACAAGAAGAGGCAGGCCGACACGCCGUCGCCGUCCAACGUGCCGCGCAAGCAGAGCUACUCGCUCUUCCUGAAACAGCGGGCCGUGCUCUUCUCUGCCAAGAAGUGGAAACAGUGAAACUUGGGCCGGCGACUAGCUACUUCUAUUUCGUUGUGAUUGCUUUUGGAAAUUUUACUCCAUUGAGUCUUUUGUAGGAAGCAUUGGUCAAAUUACGGUGUGUUGCACCUUUUGACUAAUGAUAACAGAACCGUUUUCAGUUGUCAAAUAGCCGUUUUUAACAAUAGGCGGCUAGUACACGGCUUGUUAUGGUUUGGUUAUCAUUACAAAAAGUGGUGCAACUUACUAAAUUACUUAUUAAAGUAAACAACAAGGACCUUCACAAUCUCUUAUCAGUUCUACUACUGUAUGUCAUUCUAAUGGAGUAAAAUUUUGAAGAGUCCUUAUAAAUAUUAUUUUAACUCUAGUUUGAGUUACCAGUAGCGAAGUCGCCACUCCCCUUUCACUAACACCUGCCCACCCUCCUUUCGUAAUUAACGGUUACUUUGUAUUUUAACAUUAUUGAGUGAAUUAUUUUUUAUAAUCCCCCUAGUUUAUUAACUUUGAAGUAUCUCGACUUCUAGUCACAUAUGUUCUAAGACUUAAUUAAUAUAUCUGCUAGUGUUUUUAUUAAGCGAUACCCCAAAUGUGUUUAGCACGACUUUGUAGGUAAGGAUAUUUUUUUCAUGUGUUAAGUUCACAGUGGGCAAUACUUUUGUUCAGUUACAGGUGAUAUAAUAUCACAAUUGUAAGUUAUAUGGAAAUAAUAUGUGUUGUGUCUUAAAUGCUAUCAUUAUUCUCACAGAUUUUUCAAUGUACCUAUGUACAAAGGCUUAGCACGCACCGACAAUUUAAUUAAGCACAAAGUAACAUUAUUUAUUUAUUGUCUCAGAUCUUAAUUGUAUGAAUACACUUAAAUCAAAAUCAAGUUUCCUAAGUCAGUAUUGGAUCAUCCAUUCUAUUCUCGAAGCUCCAUAAAGCAUGCUAAUACACAACUUCUAUAGUGCCAGAAGUUCACCGAUUCAGAAGUGCUUGCUAAGCCUUCAUCUCCGAUAUUACUAUAAACAAUUUUUAAAUGCAUGUCUCAAUUUUAAUAUUUAUCUUGCCAAUGUGUUUUACUAGUGUAAUAACGCAAGAGGGGAUAUGAUUUAUUAGAUGUAAGGAUUAUUAAUAUAAAAAAUAUUCGUAUAAUUUAACAUCGCGAAGCUUUAAGUUCGGCAUUCCAUUGUGUUAGAAGUGAUUAUUUAUUUUGAAACUUGUGUAUCAUUACACAGAAUUUUCUUGUCAUUUAAAUUCAAUACUCAUGUAUAACAUGGAUAUAAUUGAAAUAAUUUGUACUAUUGUGGAUAAUAAACAGUGAUUUAUGUCAAA